Messenger RNA from Rotaria sp. Silwood1, 369 nucleotides. Lineage: Eukaryota; Metazoa; Rotifera; Eurotatoria; Philodinida; Philodinidae. The record is from the annotation of a GenBank genome assembly.
AUGACUUAUAAAACAGAUUAUGGCAAGACUAUUGACAAAGGUUAUUUACGAAAAUUUCGACUCAUUAGCUCCUGUGCAAUGAUAAUUCCACCAAUUGCUAUAUAUGCAACCGGUGAAUAUGGUGAUAUUAGUGGAGGUAUCAGUCAUGGUAGUGGAACAAUCAAGGGAGAGAGUGCUGACGGAGGAGAUCCUGGUGAUGGGGGUGGAGAAAGUAGCAAUAGACGUCAUUCAGACAGCGAACGUGAUGAAUGUAGCGAAAGUAGAGAAAGUAGAGAAAGUCAAUGCGAUAUUGAUAUGGAUGUCGAUGGUGGUGGAUGUAGUGAAGGAUACAGCGACGGAUGUGGUAAUUUUAGCGGUUACGGAGAAUAA